AUGGCGGCUGAAGCACCCCCACCACCACCCACCAUCCACGACCACAUCAAUUACGCCGCGACCGAAAACAAUGCCCUCCUCAAGACUGUGUCCGAAACGGAUUAUGCCCCGGCAGCGGCCGAGCAGAAUAAGAACUACAUAGCAGCUCUCACCCGCCAAAUUCGCCAUAAAGAGAGGCAUGUCGAAGCCCUCGCGUCCGUACGUAUGAAAGAGAAAUCAUCUCAUGAAAAGUACCAAGACUCGACGAUGCGGCGCCUCGCUUACAAGAUGUCUGGCAAAAGGGGAGAGUUUGAGCAAAAGGCUGCAAAGGAGGAGCGAGACUACUUCGAAGCCGUGCAGGCAGAGUUCGAGGCUAGUCGCUCCCUCGAAGCUCUCCAGAAGAAUCUGAAGGAGGCCCAGCAGACGAAAGAAGAGAUGGACAUGGUUUUGGUUACCCACCAGGCUGCGUCGGAGGCGCUGGAUAAACUGUACGCUUCUGUCUUCGAUGGGCCGACGCCUGGGUUCCCCGAGGAAGAUCAAGCGGAGCAGGAGGUGCAGAGCGCGAAGCAGCUGUUUAAUGAGGCCCAAGGUGCACUCAGCAAUGAAAAGCAGGUCGUGCAGAUCCUUGAACGAACGCGGCAGGUUAUGAACUAUGCUAUAUCCCACAUGGACGAUGCUGAGAGCGCCAGUCGAGCUGAUAUCUGGGGAAUUGGAGGCUCGUUUGCUGAUUUGUCUGAGAGGUCCGCGCUGGCGAGGGCGCGGGACGCUGUACAUCAGGUCGAGCAGUUGAUGCAGCAGGCACAGCAACUGAGCCACGAGACUUCACCGCUGGGGCCAAUGGCUAUUGCCGAUGGACAUUUUAUGAGCGACAUGUUGUUUGAUAAUGUCUUCUCGGAUUAUGCUUUUCAUCAGCUCAUUAAAGAGAGUACUACUCAGGUUGUGGAUGCCAGUAAAAAGUUGGUAAUUGAGACUCAGAAGGCUAAACAGAGGGUUGUUCGUUGGCAGGGUGUGGCGGACGAGAGGAGGAGAACAUUGAUGCAGGCAAGAGAGAAGCUGCAAACCAUAAGGCGGGGUGUUUUCGAUAGUGUCGCUGGAGGGUUGCCAGAGUAUCAGCCAUAA
Venustampulla echinocandica is the source of this 1098-nucleotide messenger RNA. RefSeq lists its product as uncharacterized. Bases 1 to 1098 code for a protein of 365 amino acids. The transcript has a single exon. NCBI's taxonomy places the organism in Eukaryota, Fungi, Ascomycota, Leotiomycetes, Helotiales, Pleuroascaceae. The record is from RefSeq and is a predicted model, not a curated record.